Messenger RNA from Eruca vesicaria subsp. sativa (arugula), 1109 nucleotides. Lineage: Eukaryota; Viridiplantae; Streptophyta; Magnoliopsida; Brassicales; Brassicaceae. The record is from the annotation of a GenBank genome assembly.
AGGUACACACACUAUUUUCCUUUUUCUAUAAGGAUUCUGUUUGUCACGAUGUCAUGUCUCCUCUUUACUCUCGUUCGAAUCUCCUCUGUCUAGGGAAUAUCUUGUCUUGUUAUUUUCAUUAAGAGAUCCAAUAGAUGGAGAAAGGAGAAUCAACAAGCACCUCCAACGGAUCAACCGAACCAGAUCACGACUUUGAAUGCAACAUCUGCUUCGAGUUAGCACAAGACCCAAUCGUCACUCUCUGCGGCCACCUCUUCUGCUGGCCUUGCCUAUACCGUUGGCUCCACCACCACUCUCACUCUCAAGAAUGCCCUGUUUGCAAAGCUCUCGUCCAAGACGACAAGCUCGUCCCUCUCUACGGUCGUGGCAAGAACCAGACUGACCCUAGAACCAAACGUUACCCCGGGAUGCGGAUUCCCAACAGACCUGCUGGUCAGAGACCCGAGACUGCCUCUCCUCCUCCUCAGACUCAGAAUGACGGAGCUAGUAACUUUUUUAACUACGGGAUUGGUUUGAUGGGUGGGUUUAUGCCGAUGGCGACUACGAGGAUUGGGAAUUUUAGUUUUGGGUUUGGUGGGUUGUUGCCUUCUUUGUUUAACUUUCAGUUCCAUGGGUUUUCCGACGCGACGCUUUAUGGGACGGGUUACCCUUUUGGUGGUUACCAUGGUUUUGGUGGGCUUUCUGGUCAUGUGCAGGAUGGUAGGAAUGAAGCGAUGGGUCGUGGAGGGCACUCAAGCGAUGCGGUUCUGAAGCAUCUCUUCCUUGUCGUUGGAAUUUGCGUUUUAUUGUUCCUUUUAUGGUGAAAACAAGAAAGAUUCCGUUUGGUUUAUUCAUUCCAGGUAUGAUAGUUGCAAACGAUGCAUGUAUAUAUACGGUAAUAGGCUGAGUUAUGUGUCUGCUUUUCCUACGUUUUGUUUUUGUUAUUUGAGGAAGAAACUUGGAUCUUCUAUUCACGAGUCUUUUUUUAUUUAUCUAUCUGCUUUUGUGUUGUCUCUACAUCUUAUGAGAACUAGCUGUUGUGGAAUAAAUGUUGCAUAUGAUGGACAUAAGUUUGGAUGUAUUCUUGUUUACAGACAGAUUUUGAGAAGCCUUUAGCAUCUGUUUUCUGC